GUGAGGCAGAUCGAGAGAGAGAAGCAGCAACUUUACUCUGAGAACCCAGCCAGCUGAUCCUACACAAGGCAGAAUGAAAUCCUUCCUCCUCGCCAUCGCUGCCGUGCAGAUCCUCCACUGCUCAGGAGUGCCAAGCACCAAGGAUGCUCUGAGAGCCUCAGUUGCAAAACUGAAUGAAAUCACCGAGAUCACCAACCUGUGUGCGAUCACCAGGAGAGGUGUGACAAAUACCUAUCGCACGGGUAAACUGUCAUACAAUGUGGAUUUAACAUUCGCAGUGAAAGAAACUGUCUGCUCCAAGAAUUCUGGGCAGGAAUUUGAUGAUCCCAGUUGCACCUUCCUCUCCAGGAACAUUGUUGAGAAAGGGUUUUGCAAAAGCCGUGUGGAAUAUUUUGCUGAUAAAGUGGCUGACGUUGAUGUGGAGUGUGAAGGUCUGAAGACCAUUGACAGCGAGAGUGACUCAACAGAGUCCAAUGAAACCAGUAUUGAGGCUCAAAGCAAAUCAAAUGAGACAUCGCUAGAGGAAACCUCAAGUGUGGAAAGCAAGUCAGAAGAAACUUUACUGGAAGAUUCAACAAAUGAAAAAGACAAGUCAAAAGAGACAUCAAUCGAGGAGUCUUCCAAUAUGAAAAGCAAGUCAACAGAAUUAUCUCUGGAGGAGUCUUCAAACGAGGAAUUGAGUCUCAAGAGGGAGACACUAAGCAUGAAUGAAACUCCUGAGAACAUGAACUCAGUGUGA
Molecule: messenger RNA, 739 nt
Organism: Amblyraja radiata (thorny skate)
Lineage: Eukaryota; Metazoa; Chordata; Chondrichthyes; Rajiformes; Rajidae
Product: secreted phosphoprotein 24-like
Exons: 8
Coding region: 74-739 (221 amino acids)
Biological process (GO): bone remodeling
Cellular component (GO): extracellular region
Source: RefSeq, a predicted model, not a curated record